Rotaria sp. Silwood2 is the source of this 228-nucleotide messenger RNA. NCBI's taxonomy places the organism in Eukaryota, Metazoa, Rotifera, Eurotatoria, Philodinida, Philodinidae. The record is from the annotation of a GenBank genome assembly.
AUGAUGAGUAGCGGUUCAGUUGCAGUUCAUCCCGAUUCAUCAGUUCAAUUAUUAGCUGAAGAAGCAACACUUCUUGAAAAUCUUGAUUCUAAAGCUGCACAUGAUGCUUUAUCUGAAGCUCAUCGCCGAUUAGGAACAGCUAAAGAUGACAAGCAAAAAGCUGAAGCACAAAUUGAAAUUGAUUGUGCUGAAGCUGCUAUUAAAGCUUCGUCUGGCAUUUUUCAAUAA